UAUUAGAACAUGUGAUUUCAAUUUAAAAAAUGCACUUGAUCAUUACAUAAAAAUGAAACCACCGUUAACCAUAGAAGAUUCCACCAACUGGUGGAAUUUUUGGAAGCAGAUUACAGUAGAACCUGUAAUAACACUCUAUAUGCUAGCAUUUAUGAUAACAACAGUGGUUGAACAAUCAUUUUUUGUAAAUAAAGCAUGCCGAGUCGAUCAUAAUUUCAAUGAAACUAUUUGUAACAAUAUACAUAAGCCAGAAAAUAAAAAUUUUAGCGAUCAAGUUCAAGUAACCGUUUCUACAUUCCAUCAAUGGAACAAUCUAUUAGGACAUAUCAUUCCAAUAAUACUAGCUCUGUUUAUUGGAGCUUGGUCUGAUCGUCGUGGACGUAAAUUGCCACUAAUAAUUGGUUUAUGUGGAAAAUUAUUUUACUCGUGUAUGAUAAUUGUUAAUUCUUUACAACCAACAUGGCCAUUGAACUACGUAAUAUAUACUGCUACUUUACCAAGUACUAUAACAGGUAUAGAUGUAACAAUCUUCGCAGCGGGAUUAAGUUAUUUAUCAGAUGUUACCCAAACUGAAAAACGUACUUUAAGAAUAACUAUUCUUGACAUUUGCUACUUAAGCACAAUGCCAUCUGGAAUUGCACUAGGACGUUAUUUAUUCUCAGAUGUUACAAAUCGUUCCUACAGUAUUUUAUUUGGGAUAAAUGCUUCACUAGUAAUGAUUGCAAUUUUAUAUGCAUUUUGGAUUUUAAAAUGGACAACAACAGAUAGGCAACAAACAAUGUGCGAAGCAAAAGUAAAUGUGUUUGUUGACUUUUUUGAUAAAGACCAUGUUGUUAAAACUUACAGAAGCAUUACAAAGUGGCGGCCAGAAAAUCGCCGAAUGUAUUUAAUCCUUAUUAUAAUAGUUAUGAUGUUUUAUACGUUUCAAAGAGAUGAAAAAGAAUAUACGUAUCUUUUUUUUACAAAAGAAUCAAACUGGAGUGAUAAUAAAUACAGUAAUUUUCGCACAUUUCAAAGUUGUUUUUAUGUACUUACAAUGCUAAUUGCAGCUCCGAUUAUGAAUAAAGUUCUGGGUUUACGAGAUACAAUUAUUAUAAUGUUUGGAUCAUUUUCACAUAUGUUAUGUCGUAUCAUUUUUAUUUUUGGUCAUACAAAUUGGUUGUAUUAUCUAGGUGCAGUAAUAUCAUCCUUAGGACCAAUUGUUGCCCCAGCAUUACGAUCUAUGACGUCCAAAAUUGUUUCUAUGCCUGAAAGAGGUCGGGUUAUGUCCAUUUUAUCCGUUGCUGAAAAUGCUGCACCAUUUAUUUCCGGGGUAUUGUACACACAAGUUUAUAAUGCAACUAUUUCAACCUACCCUCAAGGAAUAUUCUGGUUAACCAUUGCAACACAAAUAUUUGUUUUUAUUUCUAUUUUAUUCAUUCACCUAAGAACAGAUAAUGCGAUGUUAAUACAUGAAGAAGUAAAUGAAUCUCAAGUCUGUUGUAUCGAAAGUUCAAGUGAUAAUGUGAGAACGUAAAAUUUUUGUAAUUAGUUAUUAGUACAAAUUGUUAUUUUUUAAUAAAAG
Messenger RNA from Chrysoperla carnea, 1564 nucleotides. RefSeq names its product proton-coupled folate transporter-like. Gene Ontology annotation, biological process: transmembrane transport. NCBI's taxonomy places the organism in Eukaryota, Metazoa, Arthropoda, Insecta, Neuroptera, Chrysopidae. The coding region runs from base 53 to 1516 and encodes 487 amino acids. Gene Ontology annotation, molecular function: transmembrane transporter activity. The transcript is spliced from 9 exons. The record is from RefSeq and is a predicted model, not a curated record. Gene Ontology annotation, cellular component: membrane.